Messenger RNA from Arvicola amphibius (Eurasian water vole), 5042 nucleotides. RefSeq names its product mitoguardin 1 (gene Miga1). The record is from RefSeq and is a predicted model, not a curated record. The transcript has 17 exons. The coding region runs from base 213 to 2015 and encodes 600 amino acids. NCBI's taxonomy places the organism in Eukaryota, Metazoa, Chordata, Mammalia, Rodentia, Cricetidae. Gene Ontology annotation, biological process: mitochondrial fusion.
CCGGAAGGACUCUGCCUCCCACAGCCCGAGGCUGCUCCGUGCUGGCUGCGGCUGGAGGCUGACGAGGCGCAGGUGCUCUGUGGGCACCGGAGAACAACCUGCAGGAGUGGGCUCUCUAAUUUUACCAUGUAGACCACGCUGACCUCAAACUCAAGAUCUAUCUGCCUGCCUCUCCCUCCCAAGAACUGGGUUAAAGAUCAGGUAGAGGAGUCAUGUCCGAAGAAACAGUCAGAGAAUCACAGUUCUCCUUGAGGACGGCCACACUGAGAGUGUUCGACCUGCCUGUGUCUUGGUACUAUUCUCUCUCCCAGAUCAAAUUUUCACCAGUAGCUAAAAAGCUGUUUGUGGUGACUGCGGUGAGCGCUGUAUCUGUAAUCUUAUUUGCCCAUCACUUUAAAAGAAGACGUGGAAAAAAGAAAGGAAAAGUACUGCCAUGGGAACCGGAGCACCUCAUACUUGAACAGACUAAACGAGCAGCAUCGGACAAAGGUUCAAGUUGUUCCAGCAGCAGACAGAAUUUGACCUUGUCACUAAGUUCUACCAAGGACAAAGGAUCUCAGUCCUGUAACUACACUAAUGGAGGACUUUUCAGCAAAUACUCGGAUUCUGCCCAGAGCUUAGCUUCUGUCCAGAGUGUCAACUCCUGCCAUAGCUGUGCUUGUGGGAACUCUAACUCCUGGGACAAAGCGGAUGAGGAUGACAUCAAGCUUGUCAAUAUUCCAGUGACCACCCCAGAGAACUUGUAUUUGAUGGGUAUGGAAUUGUUUGAAGAGGCCUUGCGUCGAUGGGAACAAGCGCUGACCUUCCGCAGUAGACAGGCGGAAGAGGAGGCCUGCGGCUCUGUUAAGCUGGGAGCCGGAGAUGCCAUCGCUGAAGAAAGCGUGGACGACAUAAUUAGUACGGAAUUCAUCCACAAACUUGAAGCUCUGCUGCAGAGGGCCUAUCGCCUCCAGGAGGAGUUUGAAGCUACCCUUGGAGGGUCUGACCCUAACUCCCUUGCAAACGAUACAGAUAAAGAUACAGACGUGAGCACCAAGGAGAAUGUGGGUGACUUUGGCCUGCAAGACGCCCUGAGCAGUGAAUCCGCAGAUCUCUUCUCUUCAGCAGCAGAGGGGACGGAGCACAGAGAAGUACGGCCCACCCACAGCCUGGACCCCUUCUGCCGCUGCCCUUUCUACGAAGAAGCCAUGCAUUUAGUUGAAGAAGGAAAAAUUUACUCCAGAGUACUGAGAACGGAGACGCUGGAGUGCCUCGGGGACAGCGACUUCCUGGCCAAGCUCCACUGCAUCCGGCAGGCCUUCCAGGUGAUUCUCUCGGAAGCAGCCAACAGGAUAUUCCUGGCUGAGAGUGGAAGGAAGAUUUUGUCAGCUUUAAUUGUGAAAGCACGGAAGAAUCCAAAGAAAUUUGAAGAUGUUUUUGAUGAGAUGAUCUAUUUUUUAGAGCAGACUGACCACUGGGAUAGUACUGAGAUGGAACUUGCUGCCAGAGGGGUAAAAAAUAUAAAUUUUUAUGAUGUGGUUCUGGAUUUUAUUUUAAUGGAUUCCUUUGAAGAUUUAGAAAACCCACCAACAUCCAUCCAGAAUGUAGUCAACAAUCGCUGGCUCAACUCUUCCUUCAAAGAAACCGCUGUGGCUUCAAGUUGCUGGUCGGUGCUGAAACAGAAAAGGCAGCAGAUGAAGAUCUCAGAUGGAUUUUUCGCACAUUUUUAUGCCAUUUGUGAGCAUGUAAGCCCUGUGUUAGCCUGGGGCUUCUUGGGCCCUAGGAAUUCUCUGUAUGACUUGUGUUACUUCUUUAAGAAUCAAGUUCUUUUCUUUCUCAAAGACAUCUUUGACCUUGAGAAGGUGCGCUAUUCGAGCAUCGACGCCUUGGCCGAGGACCUCCUGCACUUGCUCAUCCGCCGCACGGAGCUGCUCGCUGCCUGUCUGGGCGCGGAUACCCUGAGGCAUGCCACCGCUUGUACUAGUGGACACUGCCAUGCUGUGCCCACCCCGCUGUUAGAAGCCAAAGUACAAUGAGUACAGAAGAGGUGUGAGCGAUGUCUGGUUGUGAGGUGCGCCUCAGGAUCCACAGAAUUGACGCUGCAGACUCAGGAAGGGAGAAAGAAAGUCUCAAAGAAUGGGUGUUGCACUGUACUUCUGCAGAGAUUCUGUCAUGGGACCCACGCGUGAUAUGUCCAGGGUGACUCUUUCAUGAUCUUUAGGUAAUAAUUUGAGUUGUGAAACGUUGCAUAAUUUAUGACUGUUGCUUGAACUGCAGCCAAUACAUAGGGGUUCAUUAAUUGUCUCCACACUGUCUGGAAUGUCCAAUGUCGUUCUCAAAAUAUGCCUCAAUGCUUUGCACCCUGAAAAUACACUAGCCCAAGACCACUGUGGUUCACGUGUGCAGGAGUUUAUGACUUCUAGUGUCAACAUAUCUAACUUUGCCUGAAGCGUGUUCUUAACUGUCAAGUUACUUCUUAGUUUAGUCAAAUGUAGGCAAUAGUGGUGCUUAGCUGUGCUGUUUGCCUUAUUGCUUGUAUAUUUGCUCUGUAUUUGACUCAAGGGAAUUGUAACCCCCAGGGAUUGGUGUACAGAAUUAAAAUGGAGGAGACCGGCAGUCUACAGAGUGCAGCUUGUAGAGGACCGACCGCCUUAGUGUGCAGAGGACACACUGUUGUCCGCUGAGUUGUAAUACACCCCAUGAGUUUUUAGCUUUUUAUAAACUGGAACAAUUUUCCCUUAGGUGAAUAUUAAAUUUAAAAAUAUAAUCUAUUUACAAAGAAAAAACUAAAUAAUUAUCCUCUUUUAAAUGAAACUAUGAACUUAAGGUGUUAAACCUGGUAGAAUCAAAUAACUUUUUUCUCUGUCCACAAAACAAACUUAAUUCCCCACAGAGAGCGCAGCACACUGGAAGUGUGCCAACUUAUGCCCACGUUUUAAAAAUACUAGUUCUCUGAGCUUGUGUUUUAAAGGCCUUUUCCUCUCAGAAAUUGAACACAAAUAUUUUAAAUGAUAUGGGAACAUAUUUUGUGUCCUUAAGAUAAACAUAUGAACAAGUGGCAAAGCAGAUUAUAUAUUUUCAGACCUCAUGAAUUUUGCUGUAAGAUCAUGUCCCACUUGCUCAUUGGAUCGGUUUGUUGACUUGAAGUCCUGGAGUGGCCUGCGUUCGUUUUCAGAGUGAGUUAUACAGAAAGAUCUGAAAUGCAUUCUUUAAAAAUGCAUUUUUAGAUUAAAGUGCCUAGAUUAAGGUUAAUGAUAAGAAAAGAUAAAAAAAAUAAGUUUUUUUAAGCCUUUAUAUAUCCAUCAUAGUCAUGUACAGUAAUCAUACGUUGUAAAAUGUUGACUUGUGCCAUUAGCGUGUCUAGGCUGUCAGCGCCUUGCCGCCUUAUGCGUCACUUUUUACCCCCCUAAUUCCCUGUUUGUGAUGCUCACCAAUAACGAGUACCAAAUGCAUUCUGCCCUGCUCCCCUUCGUACUUCCUUUAGCUGUGCCCCAUCCUUCCGAGACGUCAGCAGAUGUGAGUGACCCAGUGCGCAUGCCGCACUAGCAAGACAGUUAGGGAUUGUAUUAGUUAACUCGCUGGAGAGCUCGAUGUCUUGUGCUGAGGUUUUAUAAACAGAGCUGUAAGGGAACUUUGUUUUGGGGGGCGGAAACACUGCUAGAAGACUUGCCCUCUGUAGCAGUAACGCUGCUACAACGUGAGAUCAUCGUGGGCGGAUGAUCUCUCCAAAAAGCGUUUGAUUUCUCCCUGCUUUUAAUUUCAAUUAAAAACAAUAAAUUGCCCAUCUUCAAGAAGGUCUUGAUUUGGCUGGGAGGCGGCAGUCCACGCCUUUAACCCCAGCACUCAGGAGGUAGAGGCAGGUGGUCUUUGUGAGUUUGAGGCCAGCCAGGACUACACAGAGAAACCCUGACUCAAAAAAAUGAAAAGAAAGAAAGGGUUGGUUUGUCCAACUGAAGUACUUAAAGUUGAUUAGUUUCUGGUGAGCUAAUUAACAGGCACACUCACCAGAUACUUUCUUUGUGGCCUUUGACAAAAGAGAUAAUAAUGACCUAGCAAGAUUUUGGGGUAAUAAAUAUAGGAGAAAACUCUUUUGGGGGAUCAGGGUUGGGGGGGUAACUUUUUAAAGGAAAAUGUCUUUUUAAACAGAACAUCUCUGACUUGACUGUUGAAAAUACUUAAGAUAUAUACACACCAGUUUUCAUUUGCCUUAAAAUUAAACAGAGGAGCGAUGCUUUACAAAAUAAAAAUAAUAAAAAGACCAGACUAAGCUAGAGCGGGGGAGGGGGCAGUUAGUGGGACUGAUGGCGUCAACUGAAGGUCGCCUGCCAUUCUUCCACAUGCUGUGUAAGAGGACAGAGUGAAUCCCAAGAAAAACCUUCCAGAAGAAAGGGGAAACAUUCAGUUGAUUUAUCUUCCUUUGUUUCUCUCUGUUCUUCUUGUGCAGCUAAAAGGGUCGUCAUUCCUUACCGGAGGUUAAAAAUAUGUUCAAGAAAGUUUUCUGUUCUGUUAAAAAGUCAGCUCCAAAGACCUGUAUCUGUCUCCUGGAGGAAUACUUAUCAUUUGUAUCUGUUUGCUGUGAGUUAACUGGGUAUAAAAAUGUAUUUACAAUGUCUCCUUGCUUUAAGACGAGUGAUUUCUACUUCCAUCCCCGCAGUCAGCCUAGGGAUGAGGACACAAAGCAAGGCUGACAAAGUGGAGGUGAGCACCCCGUGGCCCGUCACGGUCAGACUGUAAGUUAUGCUCAGAACUCGUUUUUACUUUUAAUGUGAACAUGGACUCAGAAUUUAAUUGGACUAUAAUUUCAAACUGACUAUAAGGAUUAGGCUCAGUUGAAAUCUGUAAAUUUUUUAACCAACAAAUAUGUAUGUGAGACAUAAGAGUUUAUAUAACCUGCGGUAAAUGGACAUAUGAAACACUUGGUCCCUAAUGAUCCCUGGCUGAUGUCAGCACCUCUGUUUCUUCAGUGUAAGUAGGCCACGUGUGGAGGCUGAAGUCAAGUGUAACAUAUUACCAAAUGUCUGUAUGUACUAACAUGGAAAUAAAGUAGUAUUGCCAUGGAUAAA